GUCACGUGACUCGAGUCUUGUGACAGUGCUGCGAGCAGGAAAACCGUCGCUCGAGUUUGAUAAGGAGUUUCCGUCGUUAAGUCCUCCAGAUUUCUCUCAUAAACGAGAGAAAAAUCAACUAAAAAAUCGCUAUGGCGCAUGUUUAGGACGUUUGGCCGUCGUAAUAAGCAUUCCUGUCACUCGCACAGAGCGGGUCGAGUCGCAUGGGGAGAGUGGAGGAACUUUCGCUUUGAUCUUUUGUUUUGGUUUGUGUUUGUUAAGUUAGUCCGGUGAUCAUCCGCGGUAAAGAAGCUCGGGGAGAUUUCGUGUUAGUCUGCUGAAGUGCACAGGACGCCUCAGAUCGGAUAUGGAUACUAAACCUCUUCUCCAGGACAGACCCCCAGCCUACAACACAGUCCCGGCCGCCUACGACUACGGCUCGGUCCCCGCGGCGGGCUUCCAGCCUCCAGCCCCGCCGCCCUACCAAGGUUUCCCAGCAGCCACUUCAGGUUAUCCAGCGGCCCCGGCACCGCCUGCCGCCAUAGCCACCCAGCCAGCCUACACCAGCACCUACACCAUCGUGCAGCCCUCUGUGGUGGUGGUGGGGGGAUGUCCGGCCUGCAGGGUCGGCGUGCUGGAGGAGGAUUUCACCUGUCUGGGAAUCAUGUGUGCCAUAUUCUUCUUUCCUCUGGGAAUUCUCUUCUGCCUGGCCCUGCGUCAGAGGAGAUGUCCAAACUGUGGAGCCACUUUCGGCUAGAGGGACCAAAACCCUGUCGGCGUCUUUUUAAA
Cyprinus carpio (common carp) is the source of this 768-nucleotide messenger RNA. RefSeq names its product membrane protein BRI3-like. Lineage: Eukaryota; Metazoa; Chordata; Actinopteri; Cypriniformes; Cyprinidae. The record is from RefSeq and is a predicted model, not a curated record.